This is a messenger RNA of Motacilla alba alba, 1422 nucleotides long. RefSeq names its product cell division cycle 20B (gene CDC20B). NCBI's taxonomy places the organism in Eukaryota, Metazoa, Chordata, Aves, Passeriformes, Motacillidae. Gene Ontology annotation, molecular function: ubiquitin ligase activator activity; anaphase-promoting complex binding; protein binding. Gene Ontology annotation, biological process: anaphase-promoting complex-dependent catabolic process; positive regulation of ubiquitin protein ligase activity; positive regulation of anaphase-promoting complex-dependent catabolic process. The record is from RefSeq and is a predicted model, not a curated record. Gene Ontology annotation, cellular component: anaphase-promoting complex.
AUGGCAGCAGCCGCCGCCGAGCUCGGGGCAGCGGCACGGCCGGCGGGGCGCCAGGUCAGCGCCCAGAGAAACGCGUCCGUGUGGAGGGAGGAUGGCCUCCGGCAGGGAUUUCCGAAAGAGCCUGAGGCGGGGAAUUUGUGCGAGGUGAGUGUCGGCAUUUCCCUGCUGCCGGGGCUCCGGCAGGGCGGGGUUGCAGCAGUCUGCAUAGGCUGCCCGGGCAACGCGAGCUCCAGGACAGCAUCCUCUCAUUUCUUAAAUUUACACCGAAGUACUGGAGCAAGUCCAGAGGAGGGUAGCAAAGCUGUAACACCUCAGACGCCUAAGAAAUUCUCUGUCAUGAAAACUACUCUACGUAGCUGUCAUGCUGCAACAGGUUUGGAAGGAAGGAAUACCAGGAGAGCUGAAACAGAAAAGGAAUGCGAUCAUGGAAUCAGUGUCUGUGAGCCUGGUUUGAGGGAGGACUCUGACAUCCAGGAGCUUCCAAUGGUCCCAGAGGUUGGAUAUAGCAUUGCAUAGAAAUAUGAUGAUGUGAAGGUCUGGGAAAAUACUAGUUGCAUCUGGAAAGGAUGUUAAGAGGGGACCCAAAAUGAGCUUAGAAGUGUUACCACCACAAAGAACCUUUGGACCAAGAACUUUCUUUUAGAGCUAAACAUCGUGAGCUGGAGCCUUGAGAAUCUCAUUGCUGUCACUUUACGACCUGCUGCACACAUCUGGAAUGGACUUGAUUUGAAAGACGCUGAAGGCAUUGAUUUGAAUUCCAGUUCCAAACACAUUUCAUGUCUGGCUUGGAGAAAAGGAAUAUGCCUUGCAGUUUGGAUCAGUGAUGGAGAAGUGCAAUUGUGGAACAUUGAAACCAGAAAGAGGCGAAGAAAUGUGUUUGGCCACCUGUCUGUAAUUGGCUGGAAUCAUUGUACUCUGAGCAGUGGCUCGCUACUAGGAUUUGUCCAUCACUUUGAAGUCCAGGUUGCUCAGCACCAUGUUGGGAUUCUUCGUUAAAACAAACAAAGCAUUUUCAGCCUGAAAUUGUUGCUAGCCUGCCUGUUGCUGGCAAUUUGGUCUAGAGGUGGUACAUUGAAUAUCUGGCCUAGCAUCCCUGGGGUGAAAUUGCAGUGACAGACACUGAAAACCAUACUUCCUUUCUUAGCAGUUAAAGCCAUGACCUGGUGUUCUUGGCAGUCAAAAGUCCUUGCUACAGGAGGUGGAAUGAAAGAUGGGAUUUUGUGUGUCUGGCACACGAAUUGUGAGAAAAUCAUCCAAAGUGCAAUUAUAGAUUCACAGAUUUCUUCCUUGCUCUGGUUACCCAGCGAACUGAUGAUGGAGCAAGGCCUUCCUGGAAAUCAGAUGAAAAUAUGGAAGUAUCCCAUGCUUGUCAAUUCAUUAGAACUCUAUGGUCACAAAGGGAGAGUCUUGCAUCCACCCUAG